Molecule: messenger RNA, 2347 nt
Organism: Aspergillus eucalypticola CBS 122712
Lineage: Eukaryota; Fungi; Ascomycota; Eurotiomycetes; Eurotiales; Aspergillaceae
Product: citrinin biosynthesis transcriptional activator CtnR
Exons: 5
Coding region: 501-2162 (553 amino acids)
Biological process (GO): DNA-templated transcription; regulation of DNA-templated transcription
Cellular component (GO): nucleus
Molecular function (GO): zinc ion binding; DNA-binding transcription factor activity, RNA polymerase II-specific; DNA binding
Source: RefSeq, a predicted model, not a curated record
GUGCAUAAUUUACCUUACGGAUCUUCAUACAAUCUAUUCCAAAUCAUCAUGAUCGAACUUCCGUGACGAGGUCUAGGAUUCUGGCAUGCAGACGAGCCCGGGAGCGCCGAUCUCUAUGGAUCUGAGUUCUAUGACACUGCUUGUGCUGGCCUCGCUCGGGUUUCCGCAACAGGCAAAGCCCGUCAAGGAUUACCCUUUCAUGCUUAUCUGCAAAUUGCAUAUGGCGCUAAUCAUGUAUUGGAAGCACAUUUACUUGAACACCAGCUCAGCUACUAGCCCUUCUGCCCCCGCCCCCGCCCCUUUCAUUUUGAAGGAUGUCCUAUAGCUCGGAACAUAAAGCGCACUAACCGGCUCGGCAUGGCUUGUCGUCUUUCAGUGGGAGCCAAGAUCUACUUAGGGUUCCUGUGUCGCAGCUAGGCAUAUAUCCGUCCAUCACCACCUGAUGCAAACGGCACACGUGCAUUCCCUUGUUUGACUCAACAUUCGCCUACGCACCAGCUAUGUCCAGCCCUUCGCCUUCCAGUGAUCAACCUCAAUCUCGCAAUCGCCCUGGCUCUGCAUGCGCAGAAUGCCGUCGCCGAAAGAUGCGCUGUGAUGGGAAUCAUCCUCAAUGCAUUAAUUGUUCUAACGCGGGCAUAACAUGUGUCUUUAACCCGCAGCCUACCCGCCGGGGUCCCAAGAAAGGCCAUCUGAAAACCUUGCAGGUGCGUAUCGCGAAUCUCGAGAAUAUACUGUUUGGACAGACACAAGAUCCCGUGUCCGCAGACACAUCCACAAGCGGUGAUGUUGCUGCGCAACCCACAGUGCAUGGCUGGACUGGGGAGCCCCAGUUAAAUGUACUUCUCAACGAGUUCAACGCCCCUGCGGGAGCACCAAGCGUAGGGACAGUGCCGGUUUCGAACUUAUUACAUGCCGAACUUGACCAGUUGUACUUUGAUCGUGCACACGUUUUCGUUCCCAUUCUCAACGCACGGCGCUACCUUUCCUGGACCAGGGAUUCCAACAAGUCUGUAUCGAGAAGAUGCUUGCAGUACGCCAUGUGGACGAUAACUACAUCCAUGUCUGCCCAGCUGGAGCAUCUAUGCGAGCCCCUAUACCAGUGUGUUCGGCAGCUCCUCGGCUAUCUACAACUAGUAGAUGGAGAUUCCGAAAUUGACCAAAUAGAGCAUGUUCAGGCUUUACUGAUACUUGCUGUUUACGAAUUCACUCACCAUAACUUCCGUCGCGGGUGGGUGAGCGCCGGUCAGGGCAUCCGACUUGUGCAGCUGAUGGACCUGCACAAGCUUGAUCUUGAUAAGGGGGACAAUACAGGAUCUCACCAAGCAAACCCAUUCGAGGACCUUGUCUGGGCGGAGGAGAAGCGUCGUGUCUUCUGGGUAGCGUACAUUCUGGACCGACUUAUCUCCUUGAGACACGAGAGCCCGCUGACCUUUGACGAGCGAAUUAUUGCGACACGAUUACCCGCGAAAGAGGAGACCUUCCAGACAGGUCAGCUAAGCCAGAUGACGGGCUUUCUCUCGAAGACCAUCGUUGAAGAUAGACCUCUCCUCAGAGCAGAGCUUUCGGAAAUGGUCAUUCUAGCUUCACUUUGUGGGAAGACGGUAUUGCAUCGACAGCAGGCAGAAGCUGAGCAAGCCGACAGCGGCAUAUCCAACAGCUUCUGGGAGCGACAUCGCUGGCUAGACGCUGUACUAGUCAAGAAGAGUCGGACCAUCUCGGCAGUCCAGUCAGUUACGCCCACUUUGCCAGCCGAACCGGUGUCUCUCACCCCUAAUCUUAUGAUACAAUCGGCUAUUCUAUACCACUGUAUGACGCUGGAGCUAGUGGCUCGUGCGACUGAGAAUAGCGAGACGCUGCGACAAUGUCGACAGCGGGCGCUCCUAACUGUACAGGAGAUUAUUCGCCUGACAGAGGCGGUGUUACAGCUGAGUUACUUCGAGAUCUCCCCGUUCACACCGCUUCCCAUACUUCUCUGCGCCCAAGUGCUCAUGAUGUAUCAAGAAACAGAUGCCUCGUGCGUGCUGCAGCUGCAGGAAGUUUUAGGUAUGGUGCAAAAUUUGGCGAAUAAUAAUUAUCUUUGCCGGGAAUGGGUUAAUCAACACUCUGAUCUGUAUGAUCUCGAACCCGACUUUGUCCUUGCUGAGGAGGAGAGCCAUGGUUAGGUUUGUCGAUAUUGUACAUACAUCUUUUAUGGAAAGCUGCUCAGCCUUAUACGCUACGGGAUCCGGAAGCUCGCUUGGGUUGGCCUUGUGACGUGCAGUACCAUGACGAAAAUGGCUCACGGUGAAUGUGCAGCCAAUGAAGGUAGUUGAGGCGUGGGACUGCCGGAUCGCUAAGAGAUCGGCUC